Leucoraja erinaceus (little skate) is the source of this 4875-nucleotide messenger RNA. RefSeq names its product interleukin-18 receptor accessory protein-like. The transcript has 6 exons. NCBI's taxonomy places the organism in Eukaryota, Metazoa, Chordata, Chondrichthyes, Rajiformes, Rajidae. Gene Ontology annotation, biological process: interleukin-18-mediated signaling pathway. Bases 1770 to 2741 code for a protein of 323 amino acids. Gene Ontology annotation, molecular function: interleukin-18 receptor activity. The record is from RefSeq and is a predicted model, not a curated record.
GAGAUGUAAAUUGUAGAAGAGCAAUAUUACGAGACACUGAUGGUAUUUAGUCAGUGAAAUAUUUUAGGUUAUGUCAGGAAGAUGCACUCCAAGCACUUCCCCCAACUCUGAUCACUGACAUAAUGUUAUAUUGAGCUCUGACACCAUGGCUUUGGCAACUUAACCAUUGGCUUUCAUUUUUUUCAGAACGGGAAAUUAGUUGAAGAAUAUCGUGAACGAUUUUCGCUCGAGAUAAGAAGUGACCAAAUUUAUUUAAAUUCUGUAUAUAAAGAAGAUUCUGGCAAUUAUACGUGUCAAUUUAAAUUCUAUGAAAAUAAAAUCCCAUGGCUUGUGAAAAGGACAUUUCCUGUGAAUGUUAUAGGUAAGUGGAAAAAUGCACUGAUCAUCUUGAAUUGCUUUGUUAAGGACUUUCUUUGUAAACUUAAAGAUUUUUUUAAACUUUAGGGCACCACCGUUUUAUAGCGCAUGUUUUUUAAAAAAAAAAUAGCCUUUCCUUAGAUUGCCUUAUGUGCAGAAUAAUAGACUCUUAUUCAUUAUUUGAGUAGGAAUCAUGAAGAUAGGAGAGGAGAAAAAAAAUACCAAGACCUUUGUGCUGCACCUUUUCCAAGCAGGUAAAACAUUUUAAGACCUCCCAAUGAACUGGUCCUAGGUCAAUCAUUAUUCCGUUCAUCCAAUAAAAGAGUCCAAGGGCAGCACAGUGGAGCAGUUGGUGAAGCUGCUGCUCCUGUUUCUUCCCAGCUGUUAUCAGGCAACUGAACCAUCCUAUCUACAAUGAGAAAGCAGUCCUGAUCUACCAUCUACCACGUUGGAGACCCUUGGACUAUCUUUAACCAGACUUUCCUGGACUCUUAUCUUGCACUAAAAGUUAUUCCCAUUAUCCUGUAUCUAUCGCUGUGGUCGACUCAAUUGUAAACAUGUACAGUCUUUCUGAAGAUUGGAUAACAUGCAAUAAAAAGCUUUUCACUGAACCUCGGUACACGUGACAAUAGACUAGACUAGACUAAAUUAAACUAAACUCACAGCACCAGAAACCCAGGUUCGAGUGGGCGCUAUCUGUGUAGAGUAUGCAAUUUCUCCCUGUGACUGUGUGGAUUUCCCCUGAGUGCUCCUUUUCCUCCCACAUCCCAAAGACAUGCGAGCUUGUACUUUAAUUGGCCUCUGUAAAUUACCCUGAGUGUGUGGGGAGUGGAUGACAAAAUGAGAUCACAUUGAACUAGUGUGAACGGGUGAUGGAUGGUUGGUGUGGAUUGAUGGGCCAAUGGGCCUAUUUCCAUGCUGUAUGUCAUAGCAUCAGAGCAUUGCAAUUGAUUAUUUUACAACAUUAUUGUCAAGGGCGGUAUGGUGGCGCAGCGGUAGAGUUUCUGCCUUACAGCGCAUGAAAUCUGGGUUUGAUCAUGGCAAUGAGUGCUUGACUGUACGGAGUUUAUACGUUCUCCCUGUGACCUAUGUGGGUUUUCUCUGGGAUUCUCCCAUACGCCAAAGACUUACAGGUUUGUAGGUUAGUUGGCUUGGUAUAAUUGUAAAUUGUCCCUAGUGUGUGUAGGUGUGUGUAGAGUGCUGUUAAUGUGCGGAGAUCGCAGAUCGGUGCGGACUCUAGGGGGCGAAGGGCCUGUUUCCGCACUGUUUCUUUAAACUAAACUAAUGCAAACUAAACUAAACUAAACAUACUCAUAUUCCUUUCAGUUGCUGACACAAACAAACCUCCAAUUACCCUUGACCCGCAUGGAGUAAAAAUAAUCGAAGUCGUGCUUGGUAGUCCUGUGCAAUUAAUGUGCCAAGUUUAUUUUGGUUAUGAAAGGAAUUUUUCACCUGUUAUAAAAUGGUUAAUAAAUGAUGGCGAGAUGGAAAAUAUGGGAAUCCAGAAAGAAAAUGUUCUCUUAACAAAGACAGCUGAAGGAUUUACAUUCAUUCGGGAAGCAAACCUAAAAAAAGUUACCAAAGAAGACUUUAACACCAACUUCACCUGCUUCUCACAGAAUUCCCAGGGAAAUUCAUCUGGUGUGAUUAGGCUCAAAGAGAAAGUGUCUACCAUCUUUCAAAUAAAAGUGAUAACUAUAUCUACAUCAUUAAUAUUCAUGUCGAUUGUUUCUGGAUGCGUUGGAAUAUAUAAAUUUUGGAUUGAAAUUGUUCUCCUUUACCGACAUUAUUACUCAAAGGAUGAAACUAUUGGAGAUGGGAAAGAAUUUGAUGCCUUUGUUUCGUAUGCGAGUUCGUGUUCAUCAGGAGAUGAUGUUAAGAGUGAUGGCUAUUUUAUUACAGAAGAGAGGUUUGCCCUGGAACUGCUUCCUAGCAUGUUAGAGAAGCAGCAUGGUUACAAGCUGUGUCUGUUUGAGCGAGAUAUCCUGCCUGGAGGAGUUUAUACAGAAGAUGUCAUUUCAAGCAUAAAGAGAAGCAGAAGAGUAAUAAUUGUCCUAAGCCCAAGUUACUUUGCUUCAGCUGGAUCGAGGCUGUUUGAACUGCAGACAGGAGUCAACAGCAUGCUCGAUAAUUUCAGAACCAAGGUGAUUUUGAUUAACUUCCAUGUCCUACCCGAUGUAUCGCACCUUCCGGACAAUGUCAAACGGGCCAUUGCAGUAUUGCCAGGGAUAACAUGGAAAGGAAACAAGUCUUCUCCUCCAUCCUCAAAAUUCUGGAAGAUGCUCAGGUACUAUAUGCCAGUGAAAAAGAAUGAAUUAUGCAAGACCCGUCAAAACAUCGAACCUACAACAGUACAGCACAAGAAGAGCUCCUUUGGCCCAUAAUGUUUGUGCCAAAAAAGAUGCUAAGAGCAACUCUCAUCUGCCUGCAUAUAAUCCAUAUUCUUCCAGCUCCUCCAUGUUCAUAUGCCAAUCCAAAAGACUCUUAAAUACCACUAUCAUAUCUGCCUCAACCGCCAACCUCAGCAGUGCAUUCCAGGCACUCACCACCCAUUCUGUAAAAAAUCUUGCCCCGCACAGCCCCUCUAAACUUAGCCUCUCUCACUUUAAAUCUAUGCCCUCUAGUGUUUGACGUUUACAUCGUGGGAAAAAUGUUCUGUGAAAACCCUAUAUACGUUUCUCAAAAUUUUAUAUAUUUCUAUCAGGUCCCGCAACCUAAGGCAUUCCAGAGAAAACAAUCCAAGUCUCUCCAUGUUCUUAGGCACAGUGGUACAGCAUUAGAGCUGCCACCUCACAGCACCAGAGACCCCAGUUCGAUCCUGACUUUGGGUGCAGUCUGUGUGGAGUUUGCACGAUUUCCCUGUGACCACGUGAUUUUCCUCUGGGUGCUCCGUUUUCCUCCCACAUCCCAAAGAUGUGUGGGUUUGUAGGUUAAUUGGCCUCUGUAGUGUAGUGGGAUAACUAGUGCGAAUGGGUGAUCAAUGGUGCGCAUGGACUCGGCGGACCGAAGGGCCUGUUUCCAUGCUGAAUCUCUAAACUAAAACCAAACUUCAUACCCCUUAUCCAAACAUAAUUCUGGUAAACCCCCUCUGCACCUUUUCCAAAGCCUCAACAUACUACCUAUAAUGGGCCACUAGAACUCCAUACAAUACUCUGAAUGUGACCUAACCAAUUCCCAUAAAGCUGCGACAUGCCUUCUUGACUAUUGUACUCAAUUCCUCAACCUAUGAAAGCAAGCAUACCAUAUUUCUCCUUUACCUCUCUGUCUACUUGUGUUGCCACUUUCAGAGAGUUAUGGGCUUGGACACCAAGAUUCCUUGGUACAUCAAUGCCAUUAAGGAUCAUGCCAUUCAUUUUAUAUUUUUGCUUUACAUUAGACCUCCGAAAGUGCAACACUCCACACUUGCUCAGAUUAAACUCAAUCUGCCAUUUGUCCUCCUCUGUCCUAGGGGGAGCUUCCUGCAGCCGAGCUUGAAGGCACUGCAGGCAAUACCCUCUACUCCAGGCCCACUCCUCGUGUCUGUCAUUGCCAGCGACUCCCUUCUCGACUCUCCCAUCUUGGGAUCUUCCGAGCUUCCCCCCAUCCCACUGCAGGCAAUGGCCCGCCAGGCCCUUCUUCGCAGCGGUGAACUAGGCGUGCCGCAGCAUGUGGCCGCAGGUGAUCCAGUGGGUCUUUGUUCUCAUCGGCAGCAAAGUCCAUCGUUACUCUCGGACGCCUGCUGGGUCCCUCUUAUUCAGCACCGCACAGGCCGCUGGGUCCGCUCUUGCACAGCUCCACAGUACUCGUCGAGAGCUUCCCUUCUGCACCAUUGCGGCCCUCACUGGCACUUCCCUUGUUCAAGGCUCUUGCAAUCUCCUCUCUUGCCUGUCGAUCCUAUCCGGACCUUUAAUUUAAUCUAAACUUUGAUUUAUUUGUUACUAUCAUGUUUGUUAUUUGUCCAUUUAAUUCAGUUAUACAUUACAUAUUGUUUCAAAUAAGAGAGACACAAAAAGCUGUAGUAACUCAGCGGGACAGGCAGCAUCUCCGGAGGAAUGGGUGACGUUUUGGGUCGAGACCCUUCUUCAGACUCAAAAACUGAUUAAAGUACAUAGAAAUCACAAACUGUGAUUGUAUCAUUUAAUUUUAUAAGCUAUACAGAUGCAGAUUCUUUAGUUUAUGAAAACAUUUGGAUUUGCUGUUAAUAUUUUGAGUGAACUUUCUUCAUUAUAAGAACUUUGGCACUGUGUUGUUAAAUAAAGUAAAUUUCCAGCUUAGAAAGACAAGUAAUCGAAUGAAUGAAUGAAUGAAUGUAUAAGUUUAUUUGCCAAGUAUUCACAUACAAGGAAUUUGCCUUGGUGGUCCGCCCACAAAUUGUUGGAGACAAUUGUUGGUUUAGCAUUACAGUGAACCAAGGCAUUGCGGAGAAAAUGGUCUCUACGAAAUGCUUAAAGGAAUAGGGAUAGGAAGAUGUGACUGGUGGUGGCAUCAUGAUGGAGGUGAUCCGCUGUAUGGUCAUCUCCUAUCUCCAAAUCCCAUUUU